GUCCCUGCUUACGCUAAGUUUCUUAAAGAUUUAUGCACUCAAAAGCGUAAGAUGAAUGUUCAUAAGAAGGUCUUCCUUGCAGAGCAACUCAGCUCCAUGAUUCAACACAACACCCCUCCUAAAUUUAGGGAUCCAGGAGCUCCUACCAUUUCUUGCAUCAUAGGAGAUCAUAAGAUUGAAAAGGCAUUGCUUGAUUUAGGGGCGAGUGUCAAUUUGUUACCAUAUUCUGUGUAUGAGCAGCUAGGACUUGGACGUCCAUUCUUGGCCACCUCCAAUGCAAUCAUAAAUUGUAGGAAUGGAGUUAUGAAGUUGUCCUUUGGUAACAUGAAGAUCAAGCUCAACGUUUUCAAUGCUGGACAACAAAUGUCAGACUCGGAUGAUAUAUUUGAAGUGAAUAUGAUUGAGAGUCUAGUGCAUGACUCUUUCCUUGAAUCUUCCGAAAACGCUCUUGAGACUUGUUUAACACAUUUUGGCAUAGAUUUUGACAUAGAAAGUUCCAUCCAAGAAGUCAAUGUGUUGCUUAACUCUAAUCCGAAAAUGGAUACAACAAAAUGGAAAGCUAGAGUGGAACCUCUUCCACCUUCUGAGUCUAAACUGGUCCCGUCUACUGAGAAACCACCCAAAGUCGACCUUAAACAAUUACCUGAAACUCUCAAGUAUGCAUUUUUAGGACCUUCUGAAACCCUGCCUGUCAUCAUAGCUGCUAAUCUUGAUAAAGAACAGGAGGGUAACUAUUAUUGUUUCCUGGAUGGUUAUUCCGGGUAUAAUCAAAUUCCCAUUGCUCCCGAGGAUCAAGAGAAAACCACAUUUACAUGUCCUUUUGGCACAUAUGCCUAUCGGCGUAUGCCAUUUGGAUUGUGUAAUGCGCCUGCGACCUUCCAACGAUGCAUGAUGAGUAUUUUUUCAGACAUGGUUGAGCGUUUUCUUGAGAUUUUCAUGGAUGAUUUUUCAAUUUUCGGCUCUUCAUUUGAUGAAUGUUUAUACCAUCUAUCUCUUGUCUUGGAAAGAUAUCAUGCAGCAUUGAAAUAUCUUCUUUCUAAAAAAGACGCUAAACCUCGAUUGGCCUGUGGUGAUCAUUUUGGUUCAAAGAAAACAGCUGCGAAAGUCUUACAAAGUGGAUUUUAUUGGCCUACACUAUUUCACGACACCCAUGCCUUCUGCUCAACAUGUGAUAGAUGCCAACGUACGGGUAAUAUUUCUCACAGGAACAUGAUGUCACUUACCAAUAUUCUCAUUGUUGAAAUAUUUGAUGUUUGGGGUAUUGACUUCAUGGGCCCAUUUCCCCCGUCAUUCGGUUAUGUGCAUAUCCUUAUGGCCGUCGACUAUGUCUCUAAGUGGAUUGAAGCAGUGCCAUGUAAAACGAAUGAUCACAGAGUAGUGGUCCGUUUCUUAAAAGAAAAUAUCUUUUCUCGUUUUGGCACUCCUCGAGCAAUUAUAAGUGAUGGGGGUACUCAUUUUUGCAACAAACCGUUUGAAUCCUUAAUGAAAAAAUAUUCCAUCACUCAUAAAGUUGCAACGCCAUAUCAUCCACAAACAAGUGGCCAAGUUGAGGUGUCAAAUCGGGAGAUCAAACAAAUUUUAGAGAAAACGGUUCGCCCCGAUCGUAAGGAUUGGUCGCAACGGUUGAAUGAUGGUCAUACCUCCCUCCCGACUAUAGCGGAGGUUUCGUCAUCUGGAAAAGCAGAAAUUCCCUUAUCAGAUACUAGAGCAGAAGCGGAAAAUAAAUCCCCCAUUACGUGCCCUUCUCCCAUCCAACUGCUAGCUCAGAGUUUAGAAUUCUUCUCUUAUCCUAUAGACAUUCCGACUCCAACAACCUUGGAUUCAAGUACUUGGGUUCACGAACUAUCUCUCAAUGUUGUAGUUGCAUCUGCAGACAUACCUGUAUCUUCUGAGGCAGGAAUACCUUCUAUCCUAGCCACUUCUUUGAUUGCCCCCAAAGAGGUUAUGCCAUCUUCGAACGGAUCUGUAGGCUCUAAUUCUAUAGCCACGAUUUCUGAAAGAAUUUCUCUGGAGAAAGUUUCACCUCUUAUGCUCAUAUUCUUCAAGAAUGCCAUUUUUGUCAUUGUGAGCGCCUUUAAAGAUCAUUCACAAUGGCCCUUUUUGGACAGUGCCUUAAUUGUUCUUGAACAUUCAAGAAGGUUGGCUCAUAUCAACGUUCUUCCUCUGCAUGAUUCCCUGUUGCAAUUCUAUAACUCUAUAAAUAUUUUGCAAUCAGCAUGGAGUAUAGUUAUUGCUCCAGAGAUUUUGGAUGGUCAAAGAGAACAAACAUCCCUCAGGGCGAAGAUUUCUCAAACUGACGACCUAAUAUCUAGUUAUGAUACUGAGCGUCAAUCUCUUCAUGACAAACUGAAAGCCUCUGAAAAGAAUAGGGUGAUCAUUGAAAAUCAUAUCGCUUUUCUACAGAAAGAGAUAGCUUAA
Magnolia sinica is the source of this 2418-nucleotide messenger RNA. RefSeq lists its product as uncharacterized. The transcript has 8 exons. NCBI's taxonomy places the organism in Eukaryota, Viridiplantae, Streptophyta, Magnoliopsida, Magnoliales, Magnoliaceae. Gene Ontology annotation, biological process: DNA integration. The annotation marks the transcript as partial. The record is from RefSeq and is a predicted model, not a curated record. Gene Ontology annotation, molecular function: nucleic acid binding.